AUGGCAACUUCAUUCGCCGAUGCGGGGCCAUUGGACGAGUACUUUCGGGAUGAAAUCGAAUCAAGCAACGAGCAACGACCUGUUCAAGGUCAAAAUCUAGAUAUGGAGAUGGACUUGGAUAAUCAGACCAGAAGAAGUUCAGGCUUAUCAGAUGAAUCGGGUGAUAUCACAUUGGUGGAUCGUUUAUCGCUCUCACCCAAUACCUUGAAAGGAUGGACAGGUUCAUUACCCAACUCAGCUGGUCCAAGUAACACAUCCAACAACGCCGUACCUGGGAAAUUUCCUUCUCCAAGUAGAUUAUCAUUUUCCGACGAGACGUUUGCCGAGAAGUUCAGAUAUCUCAUUUGUUCGAGUGGAUUGUUGGAGAAGGAUUAUGUACCUGCUUUAAGUGGUGGGCUGGAGAGUGAAUUAGGAGACGAUAUACCUGACAAUAAUGAAGAGACGUGGAAAGUGUUAGAAGGGUGGAUACAGAAAGGGAAAGAGAGAUGGGAUCUCGUGUUGGCUAGUAUAGCAUUGAUGGUGGGGUUGAUGAUAAGUUUGGGUUUGUGGACGAUAUUGGGAUUGUCAAGUGUAGGAAUACUCUUCAUGGGGUGGUACAAGGGACUGGUACCUAUAUCAAAAGAUAUAUCGAACAAACCCACCACCUCUUCGGACGAUAACACUCCUCAAUCAGCUGCUCUCGCCUCUCUCACAAAUUUCAUCACCCAAUCCCAAUCUCUCAAUAACACUCUCUUAUCUUCCUUAUCCCUCCUUGAACCUCAUCCCUACAAUCUAUACACCCACAACCCUCUACGAGUUGCACUCCAUCGAUUCACCGGCAACAUGACGGAUCAUCUCGCAACAGCCACAUCGACACUCUUAGAACUCACAGAUCGAAGAGAAUUGGCCGUCCUAGGCGAGAUGUAUGACAUUCCCGUUGUUGGGUCUUUCUUCUAUUCUCGAGGUAGAAGGCAUCACAGCAUAACGGAUUCAUCAAGUGAAGAAGAGUACGACCAACCCAUACCCGUUCAUCGACCUGCUUUACCACAUCGUCCCUCAUCACACCCAUCUCCACAAAAGCACAACCACGCUGCUCACAGUUCCACUUCCUCUCUUCCUGCCUAUGCGGGUCCAUCGUCUCUCAAGAAAUUACCCAGCGCUCAAAGGUUUUCGUUCAGCUCUUCGCCAGGUGGAGAUGACAGAUUCACUCAUUUACCGGAUAAGACGCCCAGGUUGUCCAAAAGAGCCAGCGUGGAAAGAUUAAGGGAUACAUGGUCGCAGUCACCAAGAUACGAAAGACCAAAGCAUGAAAGAAGAAUAACGGAAGCUGAUGAAGAAGCUGAGAAUGAAGAUACUACCACCACUUCGGUUCAAUCGAUGUCAAGUGAUGACAAUACACCGGUUAAGCUGGACAGACGCGAUUCUAGAUCGGAUAAUCAAAUUGGAUCGACGGUAAUAUCACCCAAAUCACCUCCGGCUGGCGGUCGAGCAGGUCUAGGAGUGACCAUCCCACGUACACCAAUACUGACUCGGGAAACACCCCGUGGGUCUUCUGCUUCACCAUUCAGACAUAUCCCAUCACCAUUGUCAAGGAGAUUAUCAAAUGCCAGCGAACGUCUUCAGCCCUUACGUACAGCUGCAAUGUCCACACCCUCUAGAUCUCUUCCAGGAUCAACGACUUUGCUACCUUCUCCAUUCAUGAGUGAUCCAAGUUCGAUUUCCGAUAUCGUACCACCCUCUUCAGCGCCAUUACGAGCUGUAACUUCCCUUGAUCCUCUUUUGUCUUCCUCUGAAGCCGGUGCGAGUGGUAACCCGAAAAGAAGAAGUUUACAAAAUAUGGUAUAUUAUCAUUCAUCCGAUGAGAAUGACCCUCAUCAAAGCUUGAGUUCUGGUCCUUUAUCGGCUGGAUUGACCAGAACUAGAUCAAUGCCUUUAUCGGAUUUACAAGCUUUACGAAGUGCUUCUACUGCUGGAGGUGGAGGUGGAAGAUCAAGAAGGUCAUCGUUGAACCCUUCUGCCAUCCGAUCAAGUAUAGGUCUCGGAAUAGGUUUUCCAACAGAUGUAGUAAACAAACGAUCAAGUCUCACUACCUUACCUCCUCCAUCACCUGAACCAUCCUUGAACCUCAACUUGAGACGUGUGGAGAGUAUAUCUCCAUUGACUACUCCUUCACUUAAGGCUAGUUGUUUGGGUAUACAUCUCAAGAGACGACGAAUGACUUGUUGUUUGUUAGGAUUGAAAUUUAGGGAAAAUCAAGAUGAUAGUUAUUGGAGGGACGUUAAGGGGAUAUUGGAUGAUUUGGUUUUGGGUAUGAUAGAAGAGAAGAAAAUUUUGGAAGACGUAUUAAAAGAUUCUGAGCGAGAAGAAAGAAUUAUCAGAUUAUUAAAUUCCGACAAACAUGAACAUCCCAGAAAUAAUGAUAAUGGUUUAUCGGAUAUUUGGUCACCUUCGCCUAUCGAAUCUGUCUUCCCUGAUCACAAGAGAGAUUACGCGCCGAAGACGCCGGAUGAAGUUCUGUUAAAUGAACAUAUGGAUAAAUUGGCUCAGGCUUUAAUAGGCAGUUGGAAAGAGUUAUCUAAACUUAGAGAAAGUCUGGGGUCUAACAGGAAAGAGGGACAGGGGUUGGGGUUGAUGGAUGGUUGGAUUGGAGUCAGGAGUAGAUUAGGAGAUGGGAUCAGGGAAUGGGAGAGGGGCAAGGAAGUGAUACUGAGAAUGACUAGUCAGAAUCGGGGAAGUGAUAAUGUUCAAGUGUCGUCAUCGACGGAAGAUGAUCAAGGCCAAAACGUGGAGCAAGAGAAGGAUGUACGACAGUCAACAUCUCCGUUACCUGAAUUUAUGAAAUCAUGGACAACCACCGACGACGACGAAAAUCAAGAUCGAGGAUCAGCCGAUAAAAGUUUUGAAGAUGCGGAAGAACCUUUACCACCUGUGGGGAAAGAUCUCAUCUUCGAGGCGACAUCCAGUAUACCUCUAAAUGAAGAUAAAGUAUUGCUCAGUAAGAUGAGUAGAGAAGAUAGGAUCAAACUUACCAAACAAGCUAGAGAGAAAGGUAUAUCGGUAGUGGAACUGCUCAAAGAUCGAAAUGGUCUUGGUGAUCAGAAAGAGAAAGAUGUAAGGGAGAUGAAGAUUCGGAGUGGACAGGUGGUCGAUGAGUUGAGGGGUGUGAUUGGGAGUAUUAGACGGAUGAAGGUUGGAGAUUUACCUGGGGAAGAUGGACUGUCGAUGAUCGAUGGACAGACAAAUGGAACUGGUGUGAGGAAUGUUGUCGAAGAAGGUUCACUUAUGCCAUCAUUGCCAAUCCCACUUCCUCUUUCCGAUCGGCAGUUGAACGAGAAUAUUGUCGAGCAUCACAUCUCACAAGACCAGGAUGACCUUGUGAAGAUGCUCGCCAAUCCAGUGAACCGACACGACCACGAUGAUAGGAAGGACGAACAAAUAGAUCAAGAUUAUCAAAUACGCCUCACACGAACAUCAAAAUUAACGAACCCACAAGAUAAUCAGGACGCUCCUAACGGUUUCAAUAGUAGAUUCAUGUUGGAUCUGAGUGAACUGAAAAGAAACAUACGACCAAUAAAGAACAAAGAUAGUGAUGAGGACAUGUCGGAAUAA
Kwoniella botswanensis is the source of this 3588-nucleotide messenger RNA. RefSeq lists its product as uncharacterized. The record is from RefSeq and is a predicted model, not a curated record. NCBI's taxonomy places the organism in Eukaryota, Fungi, Basidiomycota, Tremellomycetes, Tremellales, Cryptococcaceae. Bases 1 to 3588 code for a protein of 1195 amino acids. The transcript is spliced from 4 exons.